GGCUCGGGUGGAGGUUUUGGGCUCUGUAUGAAAGGAAGCAGUCAGGAGAAAGAGGAGAUAAACUCCUCCCCUUGCUACGGGGGGGUGAUGUGGGCGGAGCUUGACAGAAGCGCUCCCUCCUGUUUCUUGAAGGUUCAGAUCAGAUGGGCACACACUCCCAGCGGCGUGUGUGUUAAGAAGAAGAAGCAGCAGCAGCAGCAGAAGCCUCCCCCAAGGCUCUAUUUAUGGAAUUUUAUUUUCAGAACACCGAAUAAUUUUUUCCCGUGGAUUUCCGUGAGGUCUCCCAGUUUUCUCUGAAGGACAUCAGACCCGACGAGUCGGCCUCGCUCCGGUUUGGGCAGCACCUGCUCUCCUCUCAAAUUAAAGUGUGCUGCUUCAAAGCCGAGAGGAUCUGCUCCACGCCGAGCUGCUUGCGGAGCACCUGGAAUUCCACAAGGUUGGAGUACGUAAAAUCGGGAGGUGAACGUCUCCUCCUCCUUCGCGGUCCGGCUAGUGGAGAACGCUCACUUGAGGAACACAGGAGACUAAAAGACCCACGGAAGAAUCCAGACUUCGGAAGGUUGGAGUGGAAACGGGGUGAACAUCUUGAGGGUUUGUCUUGGGCAGCAAAAGGAAUUCGAGAAGGGCUGAAAGAUCAAUAGAGGAAGGUAGACGAUUGGAGGGAGGAUCCAGACCAGGGAGGAUUGUGCAGAAAAUUCCCCAACUGUCAAUUUUUUUUUCCUGGUUUGAGUCUGCCAGAACUUGAAGUUCGUAGACGGCACUUUACCCUCAACUCCAGUUAGUUUUCUUGAGCUUUAUUUCAGAACCUGUUUGUAGGUUGAUGUUCAGCAACAACAAUUAGCAUUUCCAGCUAACAGUUCAGGAACCAAGCUAGUGGAGAGAGAAAUUCAGGAAGCAAACCUCUCCUGCAAGGGUUGAAGACUACCAGACUGGAGAAGAUCGAGAAUAGGUAAACAUCUUCUUCAGGUUCCAUCUUGUGGAAAAGAUUACCAGGAGGAUCACGACUGGAGAAGGGGGCAAGUGAGCAUCAUCGAAGCCAAAGCAGCAUGGUGAAGUAUCCACGCCGAAGGAGCAGCCCCCACGGGGGUGCGCAACUCCUGCCCAGGAACCUGGUCCUGCUUCUGGUCCUGCUCCUGCCGCUGGCCCAGCAGGCCCAGGCAGCGCUGCACUCCAGCUUCCGGCGUCUGAGCGGUCGUGAGAAGAAAGAGAUGCAAAAGGAGAUCUUGUCCAUCUUGGGCCUGCCGGGGCGGCCCAGGCCCCACCCGCCGCUCAGGCCGCCCUCGUCCGCGCCGCUCUUCAUGCUGGACCUCUACCACGCCAUGGCGGCGGACGGCGAGGACGAACCGGCCUCCGCCAACGACGUCGUCGCGGUUCGGCCGAGGGGGGACGGCGGCGAGCGGAGGGCGGCCGUCCACCGCCCGGCGCUGCCCGCCCUCAGCACGCACACUCCGCCGCUCGGCACCGUCGUCAGCGAGGCCGACACCGUCAUGAGCUUCGUCAACUUGGUGGAGCAGGAGCGGGACCUGCUGCAGCCUCGUCCCUACUGGAAGGAGUUCCGCUUCGACCUGACUCCUCUGCCGCAAGGCGAGACGGUGACGGCCGCCGAGUUCCGCAUCUACAAGACGCUGACGCUCGGCCAGCGGGCCAACAGGACCCUGCACAUCUCCGUAUAUGAGAUCCAGAAGGACAACAGACACAGGGAGCCCGAGCUGGUGCUGCUGGACAUGCAGUCGGUGCCCGCGGGUCAAGAAGGUUGGCUGGCCUUCGACGUCACCUCGGCCUCCAACCACUGGCUCGUGCGCCCCCGCAGCAACCUGGGCAUCCGCCUCUACGUGGAGACCGAGGAGGAUCGCUCGCUGUCGGCCGCCUGGAUCGGGCUGGUGGGCCGCAGGGGUCCUCGCUCCAAGCAGCCCUUCAUGGUGACCUUCUUCCGGGAGAGCCAGAUCCCCUGUCGGCCGCCCCGCGCCGUCAAGACGCACCCGCGCAGGAAGAAGCCCAAAUACGACCUGCCCCUGCCCAGCAUCCACAAUCGAAGUCCAGUCAACAGCGGCGGUCAGCCGUGUAAAAAACACGAACUCUACGUCAGCUUCAGUGACCUCGGAUGGAAGGACUGGGUUCUGGCCCCCACAGGGUACUCGGCGUACUACUGCGACGGUGAGUGUUUCUACCCGCUGGGUGCCUGCAUGAACGCCACCAACCACGCCCUCAUACAGCAAGUGGUGCACCUGCUGAAGCCCGACGAGGUGCCCAAGGCGUGCUGCGCGCCCACCAAGCUGAGUCCCAUCUCGGUGCUCUUCUACGACGACAACAACAACGUGAUCCUCAAGAAGCAUCGCAACAUGGUGGUCAAGACCUGCGGCUGCCUAUGAGAUGUGCGGCAGCUGCAACACCAACCAAAACCAGAAGGAAGUGGACUUUGAUUUUUAUUACAAGAUACACACGUGUUAGUUAUUUGGUCACAUAACUUUCUAAAUAGUCCUUUGAAAAGAUGAAGCCUUUCAAUGUUGUUGUACAUUUAAAGUCGAGUUUGAAACCACAACAGUCGAGGAUGAACAUGAUUUGUGCUUAAAGUUGGGGUUGAUUCUAAAUGUUAGCAGUCCAAAUGAAUAUCUUCAGUAAAUUAUUGCCAGGUAUAACCAAAAAAAUGGCUGAGGUGUUGUUGCUAUGCGCCUGAUAUUUAGUGGUCUAUUCGUUUGUUUUUUUCACUUCUCACUGCAGCUUGCUUCACUCAGGAAAGAUUAAUAGUCAAAUUAAAUGAAGAAAAAAGUUGAACUGUGUGAACUUGUUGUCAUUCUCCUUAGCACACAAUCCUGACAGUUUAUAAGCAUGUUGCUUGCAUACAAUAAAUAUGUUGUUUUUAAAAAAAAAAAAAAAAAAAAUGGGACGCUGCCAGCGGACUUUUGUGCCCCUUUCGUCACUGUCUUCUCACUCACACACACACACACGCACGUCACCUCCAUGUUGUUAGAUGGACUGUGUGCUUCAUCCUUGUCAUCAUGCUGU
Messenger RNA from Phycodurus eques (leafy seadragon), 3003 nucleotides. It is a transcript of the gene bmp8a, whose product is annotated as bone morphogenetic protein 8a. Lineage: Eukaryota; Metazoa; Chordata; Actinopteri; Syngnathiformes; Syngnathidae. Bases 1047 to 2369 code for a protein of 440 amino acids. The transcript is spliced from 7 exons. Gene Ontology annotation, biological process: SMAD protein signal transduction. The record is from RefSeq and is a predicted model, not a curated record. Gene Ontology annotation, molecular function: growth factor activity; cytokine activity. Gene Ontology annotation, cellular component: extracellular region.